AAAGAUCCCCAUCAUCUUCAACAACUUUCCCACCUUUUUGUUCCUAUUUCCUAUUCAUCCAUCGAUUACCUGUCGCACUGUCCUCCUGCACGUAAAACCAGCCUUUCCCGGAUUUCCUGAUUCCGAGUCACCUCCAAGCCUUACUAUAACUACAACUAUACCUAUUAUAACAACUACUCCUGUUGCCACCAUAUAGAACGGGUUCCUACCACACACCUAGAUACAGACCUACCCAAACGACCCUUUUCUCAAUCUCACAUCUCCUCCAAAAUGCCUGCGUCGGUAGCAUCCGCUCCCGUCAACCGAACCUCCACCAAGACGGCAGCCUCGAGGACAAAGAAAGCGGGUGCUGCUAAGUCUUCGUCCAAAGCCGUCAACGGCGCAACCAACGGUGCUGUACACCACUCGCCCUAUGAGAUCAUGGCCUCGAGAAUCGCAAACCGCGUGGCAGAGAUGGCCGAGAACUACACGUUCGUCGAGCGAGAGAAGCCUCAACCCCGACAAAAUGGACAAUCGCCAGCGCCUCAGCAGCGCAAGCCUCCGCGGAAGCUCGAGGUUCGACUGCCUCCAACUGGACAAUCCCCCACCAACAUCACCUUCUCCGCGCCAUUCCUAGACAACACCCUAACCAAGCUCCUCACCCUCCAGAACAGGAUGUUGAAGGUCAGCAACGACAUCGCAGCCAGUGAGGAUGUAGACGAGAUCACCAAACAAGAGCAGUUCGCACAGAGCGCAGAGCUGUCGCGUAUCAUAGCAUUGAUCUGCGCAGAGAAGGCCAGGCAAGGCGCAUAAAGAGGGAAUUUUUACACCGCGUCCCUUUUUUAGUCCUAUCUUUCCGGCAAUCCCAUACGGCGGCUCCCUGAAUUGUGAGAUAUUUUCUUGGCCACGGUGGGCGUUUAUGAAAUGUUCCUCGUCUCCUCUACCCCUGGGAAUGUGAUUCGAUCUAUAUUUCAACUUUCCGUACCUUGGUUCGAGUCUCUAUUUUCUUCUCUCAUUAUAUUUUUAUCAUAUCUGGUACGGCACCGUCACACAGUACGGUUAUAGCAGUCACGGCACAGCAACGUUAUCCCUUUACUUCUCUAUUUCUUCUUUCGCGGUACGGAACUAUGGAAUUCGGCGUAGGGUAAAGGAAUGAAACAAUAACACGGGAUGUAUGUAUGAUUAGCACAGCACAGCACGAGAUAUUGGGAAGAGAAAAAAAGCAUAGCUUUCCUCGAAAACCUAAAACACCUG
Molecule: messenger RNA, 1233 nt
Organism: Aaosphaeria arxii CBS 175.79
Lineage: Eukaryota; Fungi; Ascomycota; Dothideomycetes; Pleosporales
Exons: 2
Coding region: 271-792 (173 amino acids)
Source: RefSeq, a predicted model, not a curated record